AUGUUAGCAGCGAGUAUCACUCCGAGAGGAGAGGUGGAAGAGAUGCUGAUUGAGAUCUCCCCACGAAAAGACUGUCGACUCAAAAUAUCGAUGCCUCCUCCAACGGUGGAAACAGAUGAGGAGUUGCUGGUAGCCAGUUUCGAUGGAUCGGCUAGGAUAAAAAAGAAAGGAGGGUCGUUCAGUGCCGUGAUAUGGAAGUUACCCGAAUGGACGAUCGUGGCGGCCGAAUCGAGAUAUGUUCACGAUCUGACUGUGAAUGAAGCUGAGUAUAAUGGCUUGCUACUGUGCUUUGAGUUACUCGCCGAUCUGGAUAGGGGGCGAGUAAUACUGUGUGGAGAUUCCAGUCUGGUGAUUCGACAUAUGCGCGGUGAGAUCGACUGCAAGGCACCGGGCCUUCAGCUUCUGAGACACAAAGCGUUGGAGAAGCUGCAGUCAUGGCCUAGUCACGAGUUUCUGCAUAUGAAGCGAGAGUGGAAUCAGAGCGCAGAUCGACUAGCUAGCACAGCAUUGCAGAGCGAAAAGGGAAGAACGGUUGUAGCUGAAGAGGAUCGGCAAGAUCUGAUGACUCUGAACCGUCUCGAUGAAUUGUUGAAGCCCAAGCAAGAUGGUCAGCUAGCUCGGGUAACUGCGAUCGCGAGAUCAGCCAGGAGGAUACGUCAUGAACCUGAAGUGAUACAGGAGGAGAUAGUACAGAGGAUCAGGAUUCAACGAAUUGUCCAAGCUCAAGAUGAAGAGCGUUGGAUUGUCAAUCUCAAGACAUAUCUAAGUGGCGAUGUAUCAAACUUGGAUGCGGUAGAAGUGAAGAUGUGCGCCAAACUGGCGCCGGAUUACGAGAUCGAUGAGAACAAUCUGCUAUUUUUUUGCCCCAUGGCGAAAAGAGAGUCAGAAGAUCGCGAUGGUUUGAUGCGGUUGGUGAUCCCUGAGACGUUGCAGCAGGAUUUUUUGCAUCACUAUCACACGAGUCUGGAAGGAGGCCAUCAGGGUAUUGGCCGAACCUAUCAGAGGAUCAGAUCGCGAUUUCAUUGGAGAGGACUGUAUCGGAGCGUUCAACGAUAUGUGGGCGAAUGUACCGACUGUGAGACCGGGAAAGGAAACCCGAUGAUUCAUGGAAAAUCCCCGGGCAAUCUACACGCAACCUAUCCAUUCCAGAUCAUCGCCAUGGAUCAUAUACCGUCGUUGCCCAAGUCCAUCAAGGGGAACACCGAACUGCUCAUUUGGGUCGACCUUUUCUCGGGAUAUGUGAUUGCAAAGGCUAGCUCCUCUCGGACGGCACAAACAAUAGCGGAGAAUUACGAAGAAUGUGUGUUUCGACGCUUCGGAGCUAGCGAGGCUAUCAGGCACGAUCGAGAACCGGGAUUUAUGUCCGACUUCUUUCGAGCCUUCAGUCGGAUCGUAGGACAAAAACAGCGUGCUACUAUGGCUUACAGGCCACAAGCAAAUGGAACAGCCGAACGAAUGGUGCAAACCCUGACACAUUCGCUCAAGAUGUACGUGGCUGAAGUUGACCAGCGAGACUGGGAUGAGUAUGCUGAGCGGCUCACAUUUGCCAUUAACACUGCACAAGAUCGGAUCCGGGGGAUACCCCGUUUUAUCUGA
Messenger RNA from Peronospora matthiolae, 1596 nucleotides. The record is from the annotation of a GenBank genome assembly. Lineage: Eukaryota; Oomycota; Peronosporomycetes; Peronosporales; Peronosporaceae.